This is a messenger RNA of Boleophthalmus pectinirostris (great blue-spotted mudskipper), 972 nucleotides long. RefSeq names its product ras-related C3 botulinum toxin substrate 2-like. Gene Ontology annotation, molecular function: protein kinase binding; GTPase activity; GTP binding. Gene Ontology annotation, biological process: regulation of cell shape; establishment or maintenance of cell polarity; regulation of actin cytoskeleton organization. The transcript is spliced from 2 exons. The coding region runs from base 121 to 699 and encodes 192 amino acids. NCBI's taxonomy places the organism in Eukaryota, Metazoa, Chordata, Actinopteri, Gobiiformes, Gobiidae. Gene Ontology annotation, cellular component: cytoskeleton; cell cortex; cytoplasmic vesicle. The record is from RefSeq and is a predicted model, not a curated record.
AUUUAGAAGCUAUUUCCUGUUCAGUCACAGCUAGGCGUGACCUGUCUUGUCUCCUUUAUAUGAGCAUUUGUGGACAUUUUGGGACAAUUCUUUGCAGAACCUAAAGAUUUGUUCUUCAUAAUGCAGAGUGCCAAGUGUGUGUUUGUUGGAGACAGUGGAACUGGAAAGUCCUAUUUACUUUCCACCUACAUAAGGAAGUCCUUUCCUGGAGAGUACCAUACAGACUUUUUAGACCGUUACUCUGCAGAAGUGAAGAUUAAAAACCAGAUUGUUCAGUUACAUGUUUUGGAUACAGCUGGCUCUGAAGACUAUGCACGUUUACGUCUUUUAGUGUAUCCUCACACCAAUGUUGUUGUUAUUUGUUUCUCCAUUUCUGACCCUUUGUCCUACCAGAGUGUUACACAAACGUGGCUUCCAGAUGUUGAACCAAAUUGCCCUAAAGCUCCUAUUCUUUUGGUGGGAACUAAGAGUGACCUGCGUGAUAACAAGGAGAUUUUAGAAAAACUUAACGAGAAGCGUCUGUCCACAAUAACCCAACAACAGGGACUUGCUCUGGCAAAAAAGAUCAGAGCUGCUGGAUAUUUUGAAUGUAGUUCAAUCCAUCAAGAAGGAUUGGAUGAGAUAUUUGAAAAGGCUGCACAAAUAUAUCUUCAGAGAAUAAAGAGAACUCCUUCAAAGAAACAUUGUAUUAUUUUAUAGCCUAAUGAUAAUAAGAUAGACAAGACUUUCAUUUGAGAUACAAGCAAUCUCCAGUCCUGUUUGCGGGUAUUACAACAAUAGUGGUUGAUGCAUUUUUUAUUAUUUUUUUUAUUUUACUUAUAUUAUUAUUAUUUAUUUUAUUUAUAUAUAUAAUUGGUUUCUUCUGUGUUUUUUUGUUCUGGCCCGUCUUAACUGUGGAACAUUUGAUACUUUUCCACAAAUGUUGUACACUUCAUUAAUUUGUUAAUAAUAAACAUAUACGGUCUACGUUAA